Molecule: messenger RNA, 827 nt
Organism: Arachis duranensis
Lineage: Eukaryota; Viridiplantae; Streptophyta; Magnoliopsida; Fabales; Fabaceae
Product: protein FAR1-RELATED SEQUENCE 8-like
Exons: 6
Coding region: 48-827 (259 amino acids)
Biological process (GO): regulation of DNA-templated transcription
Source: RefSeq, a predicted model, not a curated record
UUUCCGAACAAGAAGAUGCAAAGGAAUUCGGGAAAUAUUUGUUAAGGAUGAAAGAGAAGAAUCCGAAUUUCUUUUUCGAGCUCGAACUCGAGGAGGAUCAAUCGAUUAAGCUGGCCUUUUGGGCCGACACAAGAAGCAGAGCGGCCUGUGAGUAUUUCGGAGACGUCAUUUCAUUCGACACCACCUACAAUACAAACAGGUAUAAUUUGGUCUGUGGUUCUUUUGUCGGGGUGAAUCACCACGGCCAGUCAACACUUCUCGGAUGCUCUUUGAUGAAGAACGAAGAAAUUGAAUCAUUCAAAUGGUUAUUUCAAUGCUGGCUUCGUUGCAUGGGAGGAAACGCUCCGAAAGGGUUUCUCACCGAUCAGUGCGCAUCAAUGAAAAGGGCUUUAGAGGCCUAUAUCAAAGAAUCAUUCGAUAGGAAUUGGAACGAUUUUCUGGUGAAUUUUGGUCUUGCCGACAACAAGUGGCUCUCAGAUCUGUACGAAGACCGUCACAUAUGGUUCGUCAAACAGUACGAUAAUUGCCUCGGAAGCAGGGAGCAAGCAGAGAGAGAAUCAGAUGCUGCAGAUUUUCAUACGGUCAUACCGUGUGCAACCAAAUCCUCCAUCGAAACUCAGUUUCAAGAUGCGUACACCCAAGCAAAGUUUAGGGAAGUCCAAGCCCAAUUCAGAGGAAAGGCGAAUUGCAUCACCAGAUUAAAGAAUUCCGCUCUAGGCUAUUCAGUAUACGAAGUCAGAGAACAAGUUUCCAGCUCAAUAUUCAACAAGUUCGCGGUUACCUACGACUCAGUUGCAGCCGAGAGGAUGGCUUUGACAGUCUUAUAG